CAAAUUUGGCAAAACAACCGAUGGCCACACUGAAGUGUAUUUUUGUUUGUUAUUCAAUUGAGUUACUUGCAACACAAAAAUUCAACAAAAAAAUUAGGUGGACAAUCUCCAGGCCGCCGCUAUUUGCAUAGAAAACCCAUCUAUCAUGGCGGAGGAGUCGGUUCCUGAGAUCCUCCAGCUAAACGACGACUGCCUAGAGGAGAUCUUUGACCGGCUGCAGGACCUCCACUCAGAAGUUGCCUUUUCGCAGACCUGUCAGAGGAUGCAGCAUAUCUGCUUGUCCAAAUGGCGAAUUAGCCGGGCCUAUGAACAGCUGGAUCUGGACAAGUGGCGGGAAAUGCUCCCGAACUACGAGGAUCUCGUGUACUUUCUGGCACAAAUGCGACCCUACCUCAAGGAAAUGUGUGCCAGCAGCUGUCUGUGCGCGUUGCUCAAGGACCUGGACGAAAUGCAAAUCACGGUGUUACCCCGAGUGACCAGUUUCUACUACGACCCCGAGGACGUUGAUUGCUACCCUUCGAACCGGAGUAUUCGCAAACUGUCCGAACUUCUACCGGGACUCCAAAAGCUGCGCCUUACCACUCCAAUCGAUGGCAGAUUUCUAUCGCACUUCGAGCAUCUGCAAGAGCUUCAUCUGUAUGAAGAUCAGCACAAGGCUUAUGAGUUGCAGCAAGAAUACCUCGACGAGAUUUGCCAAAAGCUACACGACCUGAAAGUUUUAGACAUCCGCACAUACGAUGUCAUAAGCAAGCUACAGUUGGGAAACUGUCUUCAGAGCCUCCGAAAUCUUACCGUGCUUAAACUGAACCUGGCAACAUUAAAGCCCGUCCUGCCGGCUGUCCUGGAGCUACCCUCCCUGAGGCAACUGGUGGUACUCCUCGACAACGAGUGGCACAUCCCGCCACUGGUCAGCCCCGAUAGCUACGACCACAAGAUUCGCGAAGUAGGGGAGUUCUACGAUAUUAUGGAGCGUAAGGCCAAAGACAUAGUGGGCUUUGCGGUAGACGGCUAUUACAUGCCGUUGGAACCGGGAUGGGAUGCGGAGUUGCCCAUUUGGGCGCAUAGAAAAUUAAAGCGGCUGGCCAUCUGCAGCUGGAGUCAUGCGGCCGACUACUUAGAGCGCUACACUUGCAUGGAGAACCUCCGCCUACUUUGCCUGCGCAACUGGAACGAGCUGAGCGAUGAUAUUCUGCUGCGGUUUGUCGAAUUGUGCCCGCACCUUGAGCACCUGGACGUAUCUUACUGUCGUGAGCUUACUCCAAACUUUUUGCCCCGUGCCUUGGAAAUACUUAAACAGCGAGAACCGCGAAAACCGAUGCCCGGAUAUCGACAUACGGCACCUCUAUUGCUGUACUACGUCCUCAGUGGUUUUGAAGACUUUAUAGAUAAAACGAAUCUCAAGAGUUCGCCGGAUUAUCGGGGAUACAUAGUAUUCACGGCCGAUUUUCCCUUUGGCUCGGAGCGGGGACUUAGCUUUGUAGAUCGCGGCUAUCAAUUUGAAUUUGACUGCCCUUGAAAUUGUACAUAUGUAGUAGUAAUAUUUAUUAUUAAAGAUAAUGUUGCCUAAA
This is a messenger RNA of Drosophila ananassae, 1568 nucleotides long. RefSeq lists its product as uncharacterized. The transcript has 3 exons. The record is from RefSeq and is a predicted model, not a curated record. NCBI's taxonomy places the organism in Eukaryota, Metazoa, Arthropoda, Insecta, Diptera, Drosophilidae. Bases 146 to 1516 code for a protein of 456 amino acids.